Molecule: messenger RNA, 2684 nt
Organism: Asterias rubens (European starfish)
Lineage: Eukaryota; Metazoa; Echinodermata; Asteroidea; Forcipulatida; Asteriidae
Product: leucine-zipper-like transcriptional regulator 1
Exons: 21
Coding region: 101-2482 (793 amino acids)
Cellular component (GO): Golgi apparatus
Molecular function (GO): protein binding
Source: RefSeq, a predicted model, not a curated record
GGCAGCUUCCGUAUGACAGGAAAAACAGAGCUCAAAAAGUGAACUUAUCAAAUUUUAAGGAAUUUCUAUAGAUUUAGGCACAAGUUUCUGAACACAAACCAUGGCAAGCAGUAGUCAUACUUGGCAAGAAGUAUCCAUCGAUACUGGGCCGUUUGAGACCGUCCACCGAUGGAGACGAAUGCCGGAUUGUGAUGAGUUUGUUGGUGCACGGCGAAGUAAACAUACAGCAGUUGCCUACAAAGAUGCUAUUUAUGUAUUCGGUGGUGACAAUGGGAGGAAGAACAUGUUGAAUGAUGUGCUACGCUUUGAUGUCAAAGAAUGCUCAUGGGGAAGGGCGUUUACAACCGGAACCCCACCAGCCCCACGCUAUCAUCACUCAGCUGUGGUGUACAAUGGAAGCAUGUUCAUCUUUGGUGGCUAUACAGGGGACAUCUAUUCCAAUUCCAAUCUACAAAACAAGAAUGACUUGUUUGAGUACAAGUUACCCAAUGGACAGUGGGUAGAAUGGAAAUUUGAAGGCAGACUUCCUCCAGCCAGAUCUGCACAUGGUGCUGCAGUCUACGAUGGUAAACUCUGGAUCUUUGCUGGAUAUGAUGGCAAUGCAAGGCUGAAUGACAUGUGGUGUGUAUCCCUCAAUGGUGACUGCAAGAGCUGGGAGGAGAUUCAGCAGGAAGGUGAUAACCCGCCGACCUGUUGCAACUUCCCUGUGGCUGUGGCCAGGGACAGCAUGUUCGUCUUCUCCGGACAGAGUGGCGCCAAGAUCACCAAUGACCUAUACAGGUUCUGUUUCAUGGAGAAGAGGUGGAGAAAGAUUCAGUCAGACCAUGUCUUGAAGGGUACCCCACCACCGCCCCAGCGUCGUUACGGUCACACUAUGGUGGCCCAUGAACGCCAUCUGUAUGUUUUUGGAGGAGCAGCAGAUAACACGCUGCCAAGUGACCAAUACUUCUAUGAUUUGGAUGCUGAAGAGUGGCAAGUGAUCAAGGUUUCCUCAGACAGUCAGAGUCCAACAGGUAGACUGUUCCAUGCCGCAGCUGUCAUCUGUGAUGCGAUGUUUAUCUUUGGCGGAGCAGUCGACAACAACGUCCGAAGCUCAGAGAUGUAUAGAUUCCAGUUUGCAUCAUACCCAAGAUGUACCCUGAAGGAUGACUUUGGACGUCUUCUGCUGAGUCAGCAAUUUACUGAUGUGGAAUUCCUUGUGGGCGAGAAUAGUACAGUAGUUCCUGGACAUGCAGCCAUCAUUGUUCCAAGAUGUCGCUACCUCAGGAACAAAAUAUCCCAAGCUAAAGAGAGACAAGCGGCAGAACAGGGUGAAAGUGCUCCAGAUGAGAGUAUUUCAAGUCCAGAAAGAGAUGAAGAAGUCCGCAAGGGCAAAAACUUGAAGAAAUCUCUGCAGAUUCCCAUCAAGAAUACAAGGCCGGAAGCAUUCCAGUUGUUACUAUGGUUUGUGUAUACAGACAAAGCAGAUCACAGACCACAAGGCAUACAAAACUCUUCAGACAAGACCACAGAAUUCCUGCUCCUUCUCAUGGAUGUUUACAAACUCGCUCUGGAGUUCUCAAUGAGCCGUCUAGAGCACAUGUGUAUUCACUACCUAUCAGUUUCAAUCACACACUGCAACGUGCUGCAAGUUUUACAAGGAGCAAGCAAACUCAAGCUGGACUUAAUAAAGGAAUUCUGCAUGAACUUUGUAGUGAAAGAGAGCAACUACAGCACCAUCGUGAUGAGUAAAGAGUUUGAAUGUCUGAGUCAACCACUCAUGGUAGAGGUAGUCCGAAGGAGGCAGCUAGCAUCAGGAAGGCCUUACCAGCAUGAGAAGAUGCCUGAUUUUAAUAAAUCAUUUGAGACGUCUCUAGAGCAAGACAUGGAGUCUUUCUUAAAGGGUAAACUCGGACAGGAGUAUGCAGACAUCACCCUGAUGCUGGAUGGCAAACCGAUACCGGCCCACAAAGCUGUACUCGCAGCUAGAAGCAGCUUCUUUGAGGCAAUGUUUAGAUCCUUUAUGACGGAAGAUGACACUGUGAAUAUCAGCAUUGGUGAUAUGAUCCCAUCCAGGCAGGCGUUUGAUUCUCUACUGCAGUACAUCUACUACGGUGCUGUCUCUAUGCCACCAGAGGACUCUCUAUAUCUCUUCUCGGCACCAGACUACUACAGUUUUUGUAACAACCGCCUGCAGGCGUUCUGCAAAGAGAACCUUGAGAUCAAUAUAUCUGUGCAGAAUGUAGUACAGAUCCUAGACGCUGCUGAUAGAGUUGGAGCGAAGGAUAUGAAAGACCACGCCUUGAAGAUCAUCGUUAGGAACUUCACCAAGGUGGCAGAGAAUCCACGCAUGAAGAGCUUGAGUCAUAAUCUACUCUUUGAGAUAAUUAUGGCGCUGGCAUCAAGACUUCAGAAGGUUAACCAGAAGCAACAAGCCAUUGAAGAACCAUCUCAUGCGCUGUGGGCGUGCACGCCAGACAAAUACGGACCAGAAAACUGGUAAACAAUCUACAAGGUACCAGGAGAUUCUCAACAGUAAGCAACAAGCCAUUGAGGAACCAUCCCAUGCACUGUGGGCGUGCACGUCAGACAAAUACGGGCCAGAAAAAUGGUAAACACCCUACAAGGUACCUGCCGUCGAUUUCACCAAACUCUUCAUAACUUCAGGAUUAAUCUUAGGACUUAGGAUGAGUUCAGUUCCAUAU